This is a messenger RNA of Hemibagrus wyckioides, 1546 nucleotides long. It is a transcript of the gene fbp2, whose product is annotated as fructose-1,6-bisphosphatase 2. The record is from RefSeq and is a predicted model, not a curated record. Gene Ontology annotation, biological process: gluconeogenesis; sucrose biosynthetic process; fructose metabolic process. Gene Ontology annotation, cellular component: cytosol; cytoplasm. The transcript is spliced from 7 exons. The coding region runs from base 1 to 1089 and encodes 362 amino acids. Lineage: Eukaryota; Metazoa; Chordata; Actinopteri; Siluriformes; Bagridae. Gene Ontology annotation, molecular function: fructose 1,6-bisphosphate 1-phosphatase activity.
AUGUUAACAUUCAACUCAAGGCUGCAGUUCUCUUCAUCUCUAAGUCGUGUAAACCCUACGAGGAACAGCAACAUGUCGGAUCAAUCCACUUUUGACACAGAUGUGUGGACUCUCACACGCUUCGUCAUGGAGUCGGGGAGACAAGCUAAGGGUGCGACUGGAGAACUUACCCAGCUUAUCAACUCCAUACUGACAGCUAUCAAAGCUAUCUCAUCUGCUGUGAGGAAAGCCGGACUCGCUCACCUUCAAGGCAUCGCUGGGCACAUUAAUGUCACCGGUGAUGAGGUGAAAAAGCUGGAUGUGUUGUCCAAUGAUCUGGUCAUCAACAUGCUGCAGGCCUCUUACAGCACGUGUGUCCUCGUUUCUGAGGAGAACAAAGAAGCCAUUAUCACUCCCCCUGAGAAACGGGGUAAAUAUGUGGUGUGUUUUGAUCCACUGGAUGGCUCCUCCAACAUCGACUGCUUGGCACCUAUAGGCACCAUCUUUGCCAUCUACAAAAAGGUUUCAGAAGGUGAGCCCACAGAGAAGGAUGCUUUCCAGCCAGGCAAUCAAAUAGUGUGUGCCGGUUACGCACUGUACGGCAGUGCCACUGUUGUGGCUCUCAGUACUGGAGAUGGACUCAACGUCUUCAUGUUAGAUCCAGCCAUAGGUGAAUUCAUCCUGACAGAAAGAAAUGUGAAGAUCAAGAAGAAGGGGAAGACCUACAGCAUAAAUGAAGGCUAUGCCAAGUACUUUGAUCCUGCACUGACUGAGUAUAUAAAGCACAAGAAAUUUCCUGAGGAUGGCAGUGCUCCAUAUGGUGCCAGAUACGUGGGCUCCAUGGUUUCAGAUGUGCAUCGUACCAUUGCUUAUGGUGGCAUCUUCUUGUACCCUGCCAAUGAGAAAAGCCCCAAAGGAAAGCUGCGGCUGCUGUACGAGUGUAACCCCAUCGCUUUCCUAGUGGAGCAGGCAGGAGGAAUAGCCACCACAGGCACCCAGCGAGUCCUGGAUGUCAAGCCUGAAGCUGUGCAUCAGAGGGUUCCUUUCGUAGUGGGGUCUCCGGAUGAUGUGGAGGAAUACCUAUCAUUUGUCAAAAAAUAUCAGAAAUAGAGUCUUUCCUGUACAUAUCUGAUCUGUUCACUGCAGUUUAGUUGACUCUGUCAUUACUUAGGCAUGUACCAAAGGGUGAACAUGUGAAACUCGUCAGACAGGAAACUGACAUGCCUUUAUUUGCAACCUAAAAAGCCCUCGAGUGCUUGCUAGUAUUAGUGAUUUAUUUCAUUGUUAUCCACAUUCAUGUUCCUAUUAAAUUCAACAUAAUUCCUUUCCACUUCCUUAGGCAUUGUUCCCCUCCAUGCCUGAUUUCUGUAGAAUGUUGUGGUUAGUGAGGCUUGGUUUGUGUGUCAUGAGGUUGUUUGUUAACACUACUCUUCCUGGAUCCUCCACUGUUUUGCCCAGAUUCACAAAUCCCAAUCAUUGUUCUGGCUCUGUGUAAAGGAAGCAGUCUACACUAAUGUAGCAUGUCAUGUGCUGUAUAUUAUAAAUAAUAAACUGAUUGUAUGCAGUA